Messenger RNA from Cylindrotheca closterium, 1524 nucleotides. NCBI's taxonomy places the organism in Eukaryota, Bacillariophyta, Bacillariophyceae, Bacillariales, Bacillariaceae. The record is from the annotation of a GenBank genome assembly.
AUGGCGGAAGUCGCCACCUCCACAGUACUUCUAGCAAACAAUGAUGAUACGCCGUUCAUUAGCAUGAGACAAACCAACAAUGCACAUCGCUCUUCUCAAUCCAGAUAUGAGGAAGAAUGGAAGACUGCCGCGUCUUCCACCAAACUGAAUGCUGUGUCAGGAAGGCGGCAAGAAUUGGAAAACCGCACAGUUGCCGGCGGGGCUGCAAAGAAUUCGUCAGACCUUAUGGAAGAAAAGGAAGGUCGCCAGCAGAUUCAAGAAGGAAUCGAAGGUCAAGAUGAUGCUGAGUCCCGAACCAACCAAGCUUCCGAUGGCUCCUUGGGUACUAACAAAGAGAGUGCAGAACUAAAUGGGACAGAAGCAGCCCCAUUCAGUGUUCGUGAAUCUGAAUCUGGUAUGAAUCUGAAGCAACAAGCUGGGACCGGAGACGAAACUUGCGAGACUAUUACAGUCAGUCCCAAUCUUUUGAACCUAUCCGCUAGUGAUCAUAGCGUUCGAUGUCACACCAUCAAGAAACCCAAUCGAUGGCGAAGCCUUGAUAUGAAUGCGGUUCAACAACAAAAGCCGAGGCGUGCGUCGUUGGAUCCAGCAGAGUCACCCAUGUUUGGAAGACCCCGUCAAUGGCAAAAAGAUCUCAGUCUAUCUACAGAAAGCAAUGGUCACCGAAUUGUUCGAGAUCGGAUUCAAAUUCACGAGCUUGAGAAGAAGGUUUCGUCACUGCUACAUGAAUUGCAUGAGUCCAUUGAACGAGAGACUGAUCUGGAAGAAAAGAAUUUGUCGUUAACGAAUGAAAACGACUUGCUGAAAGAACAAAUUGCAAAGUUGCAACAGCAAGUAAAUGUUACCAAGUCAUCCAUGUCCUCAGCGAAAAGCUCCAAUGAAGCCACUGUAGCUUCGUCCACGUCAGCGGAAUCAUCUAGCCAAGAUCCACUAUUUCACGACUCUGAUUCCUCCAAAAAGGACAAGGAAGCAACUAGUAAGACCCAAGACCAUGCCCAACUGCUCGAAAAAACGGCAAAGAAUCAAAAGCAGGAAUCGUCUAAAGAAGUACUAGGCAUGGAGGGCAUGCCACAAGAGACUGAGGCCACUCUUUCCAAUCAUGAAGAACAUGCACCAGUAAAGAAGUCCUUGGAAUCGAUGGCUGCUGUUCUUGAGGAGCCAGUAACACCACAGCAUGGAACUAAAAAUGCCGAUGAGCAAAAGAAGGAAGAAAAGCACCAAGUGCACGAGAAGCAAGUAGACUGGACUCCACCGGCACCUUUUCCGGCGGCCCGGGCUACAGCCCCUCCCGUACCGCAUUCACCAGCGCCACGACCAAAAGGUUUUUACAUUGAUACUUGUGACAAUUCCACUCUAUCCUAUUCGCUCUACAAGGGCAUGGCUGAGAUUUACGACGGCACUGUGGAUACGGGUAUGAAAGGUGAAGAUCAAGAAGUACCAAGAACCGCACAACAAAAUGGAACCACGGAGGAGGAUGACGAUGAAGAGAACUGGGAAUUCUUGACGGAACGACUCUCUUUGUAA